AUGACAUUCUUCUUAGACCUCUUUUUUAUGACAUUCUUCUUAGACCUCUUUUUUGACCUGACAUUCUUCUUAGACCUCUUUUUUAUGACAUUCUUCUUAGACCUCUUUUUACCUCUUUUUGACAUUCUUCUUAGACCUCUUUUUGUGACAUUCUUCUUAGACCUCUUUUUUGUGACAUUCUUCUUAGACCUCUUUUUUACCUCUUUUUGUGACAUUCUUCUUAGACCUCUUUUUUUGACAUUCUUCUUAGACCUCUUUUGUGACAUUCUUCUUAGACCUCUUUUUACCUCUUUUUGUGACAUUCUUCUUAGACCUCUUUUUUAUGACAUUCUUCUUAGACCUCUUUUUUAUGACAUUCUUCUUAGACCUCUUUUUAUGACAUUCUUCUUAGACCUCUUUUUUGUGACAUUCUUCUUAGACCUCUUUUUUGUGACAUUCUUCUUAGACCUCUUUUUACCUCUUUUUAUGACAUUCUUCUUAGACCUCUUUUGUGACAUUCUUCUUAGACCUCUUUUUAUGACAUUCUUCUUAGACCUCUUUUUUGUGACAUUCUUCUUAGACCUCUUUUUACUUCUUCUUGUGACAUUCUUCUUAGAUCUCUUUUGUGACAUUCUUCUUAGACUUCUUCUUGUGACAUUCUUCUUAGAUCUCUUUUGUGACAUUCUUCUUAGAGCUCUUGUGACAUUCUUCUUCAUCCUCUUUUUCUGA
Molecule: messenger RNA, 708 nt
Organism: Acanthosepion pharaonis
Lineage: Eukaryota; Metazoa; Mollusca; Cephalopoda; Sepiida; Sepiidae
Source: the annotation of a GenBank genome assembly